Sander lucioperca (pikeperch) is the source of this 2041-nucleotide messenger RNA. RefSeq names its product Nedd4 family interacting protein 1, like (gene ndfip1l). The transcript is spliced from 8 exons. The record is from RefSeq and is a predicted model, not a curated record. Gene Ontology annotation, biological process: ubiquitin-dependent protein catabolic process; positive regulation of protein ubiquitination; vacuolar transport. Gene Ontology annotation, cellular component: endoplasmic reticulum; Golgi apparatus; perinuclear region of cytoplasm. Gene Ontology annotation, molecular function: WW domain binding. The coding region runs from base 235 to 927 and encodes 230 amino acids. NCBI's taxonomy places the organism in Eukaryota, Metazoa, Chordata, Actinopteri, Perciformes, Percidae.
UAAUAAUAGUUCUCAAUAUGGACUUAAUUUAAAAAAGGUAACCGGAAGCCAUGUGUUUUAUGCUAACCAAUACUGUAGCUUGACAUUAAUGUUAGUGUAAGCACCGAGCAGUCGAGGGAGAAACUGAUUUUCAUUGUGGCAAGGAUCGAGUUCACAUUUUGUAACGUUACUGCUAUAUUCAUUUUCGUUGGGUGUCUCUUUCUCUGUUGUUGAUUCCCAGCCGUUCAAAUCGGAAUGGCCGAACCGAGCGGCAGAUAUCAGCAGCUUCCCAAUGAGGAGGACUCAGAAGAGAGCCCACAGGUAGCAGCUGAUGCUCCACCCCCAUACAGCAGCAUUUCAGUGGACAAUGCCGCCUACUUUGACUACAAGGAAGACGGGGCUUACCCCAAGCCUCCAUCAUACAACGUAGCGACUACGCUACCUUCCUAUGAUGAAGCAGAAAGAACCAAGGCUGAGACUACUGUUCCCCUGGUAACUGGAAGACAGCCUCAGCACAGGGAACGUCUGGAGACUUUUGGCGAUGUAAUUCGAAGUUCACUUGAGGAUGAAGACUUUGUGACCAGAGAUGACUUUGAAGACGCCGAUCAGCUGAGGAUAGGAAAUGACGGCAUCUUCAUGCUCACUUUUUUCAUGGCAUUUCUGUUCAACUGGAUCGGUUUCUUCCUGUCUUUCUGUCUGACCACCUCAGCGGCCGGCCGCUAUGGGGCCAUCUCAGGCUUUGGCCUCUCCCUCAUCAAAUGGAUCCUCAUAGUCAGGUUCUCCACAUACUUCCCUGGUUACUUUGAUGGACAGUACUGGCUGUGGUGGGUGUUCCUGGUGUUGGGCUUUUUGCUCUUCCUUCGAGGAUUCAUCAACUACGCCAGAAUCCGCAAGAUGGCUGACACCUUCUCCACCCUGCCCCGCACCCGAGUCCUCUUCAUCUACUGAGCUCACAAUCCAUCAAUUUCCAUCAUAUACCCCCCCACCCCCACCCCUUUAUACAUACCUUUUGGCUUUACCCAAUCAAAAAGGGAGAAAAGAACUUUUCUCUGCUUGACAUGAUUUGGACAAUACAUCUAUUGUCCCCUCUUGGUGUAAAAUAGUGAAUUCUGAGACAUCUGUAAAACCCUUCAGUUGUUAGUGGUGAACUGUCAAGUGCUAUUUACAAAAGUUUGUGAUGUAUAAAUGAAUGCCUUAGUCACUGUGUUACUAUCUGUCGGUAACAGCAGCAUGAACUAUUGUUCUGUUUAGCCACCAGGGGGCAGUCUGGUUCGUGUUAUUUUUCACCAGUCUUCUAUCAGAUGAAGUCAUUUGUAUAGAGAGAUGGUUCUCAGCCCAGGGACCAGUGUGUAAUUUUGGGGUUAUGGGUUGAUUUAUGCAGUUUGAAAUAAUAUAUUUCAUGUACCAUUUUAAUGUGCGUUUAAACCUUCUGACCAAUGCUUUUUGUCCCUUGUGAAGUAGUGUAUAAUUCAGGCAAUACAAGACUGAAAAGGCAAAAUAAUUAGCUUUUUGGGGUUCGGGCUAAAAAGGUUGAGGACCACAUGUAUAAAAGAGCAGGGGCCGGGUUUCCCCUAGAGCAUUUCUUCCUCAUGUAUUUAGUCCAUGCUUACACACACUGUAAUCAGUAGUGUUGUUUCCUUAUAUGUACUGUAUAUACACUGCAUGCAUGUCAGCAGAGGUAAAGCUGCAGGGAUGUCCAGCAGAGCUUCUUAGGCAGGCUGCCCUGCUCAAAGACACAGCGAUAGGGAUGGAAUAGGCUAAUAGUCUGUCACUGGAUUCAGAUGUGCAAUGAGAUGGUUUUGGUUAAAUAAAUGAUUCCCAUGCCCUUAGUGACUAACACCCUGAUUGUUUCCAAUGAGGAAAGAAUUAUUGUAUUGCCUGAUGUGAUUUAGAAACCCGGCCCUGUGAAGACUUUAGGAAUAUAUUAAUACAGAGCAGAGAUUGUUUUUUUGACGUAACAAUGAAUUGUUUUUAUGUUUGCCCUCAUUAAGCCGAAUGAUUAUUUUUUAGAAGAAUUUUAACCUGCAUUGGAAAAUGUUUGAAAUUAAAGUUUUAAACAUUU